Molecule: messenger RNA, 3742 nt
Organism: Pelobates fuscus (common spadefoot toad)
Lineage: Eukaryota; Metazoa; Chordata; Amphibia; Anura; Pelobatidae
Gene: POLR1B
Product: RNA polymerase I subunit B
Exons: 15
Coding region: 231-3638 (1135 amino acids)
Biological process (GO): DNA-templated transcription
Cellular component (GO): nucleus; RNA polymerase I complex
Molecular function (GO): DNA binding; ribonucleoside binding
Source: RefSeq, a predicted model, not a curated record
CACUCUCCUAAUGCCAUGAGCCUGACACAUGCCGUGUCUGUCUGCAGGGUUCCAGUACCCACCACACACUGUAAGCCGACUGCACUCUCUACCCCGGAAGUACUGACACGACAACCGGAAGUGCAUCAUCUAGCCAUGUGCGUGUGUCUUGCCUCUUCCUGGCUGCUGCCCAUGUGAGUGCUCUGGCAGCGUGUACCCAGCUGUGUGCUCCACCGACAGGACCCAGCGCCAUGGACAGUGCCAAGAAGUGGCUCAAUCUGCCCAGGCAGCCGAGUCUGAAGAACCUGACGGAGCCUGGCUAUGGGCUGCCCGCAGAGAAGCAGCACCCAGCGCUGCAGGAGCUCACCACGGCUCACAUUGACUCCUUCAACCAAGCUAUGACAGAGGGGCUGAGUCUGGCAGUACAGGCUAUGAAACCACUAGAGUUCGCUUUUAAAAAUGAUCAAGUCUCAUUUUCCAUUGUGGAUGCGUCUAUAACUCCUCCUAUGGUUCCAAAAGGAAACAUCUGUAAAGAACAUAGGAUUUACCCAGCAGAAUGCAGAGGACGCAGAAGCACGUAUCGAGGAAAGUUAACUGCAGACAUAAGCUGGUCUUUAAAUGGAGUCCCGAAGGGUGUCAUCAAACAGUCACUUGGUCAUAUUCCUAUAAUGGUGAAAUCAAAGCUCUGCAAUUUAUAUGGCUUAUCACCAAAACAACUUAUUGAACAUCAUGAGGAAGAGCAGGAAAUGGGUGGUUAUUUCAUAAUAAAUGGGAUAGAGAAAGUUAUUCGAAUGCUGAUCAUGCCUCGGAGGAAUUUUCCCAUUGCAAUGAGUCGCCCUAAGUGGAAAAACAGAGGACCUGGUUACACGCAAUAUGGUAUAACUGUACGUUGUGUGCAAGAUGAACAUACAGCUGUUAAUAUGAACCUUCACUAUCUGGAAAAUGGCUCAAUCAUGGUGAAUUUCAUCUAUCAGAAAGAACUUUUCUUCAUCCCACUCGGAUUCGCAUUAAAGGCAUUGGUUGACUAUACAGAUUAUCAGAUUUUCUCUGAGUUGAUUAAAGGCAAAGAAGACGAUUCCUUCUACAGGGACUGUGUCACUCAGAUGCUCAGAGUGGUAAUGGUAGAAGGUUGCCAUAGUCACAAAAAAGUUCUUCAAUAUCUAGGGGAACGUUUCCGGGUGAAAUUUUACCUUCCCGAAUGGUAUACAGAUGAACAGGCUGCUGAGUUCCUACUGAAGCAGUGCAUUUGUAUUCAUCUUAAUUCCAACAUUGACAAGUUUUACAUGCUUUGCCAAAUGACAAGGAAACUAUUCACUUUUGCCAAGGAAGGAUGUACGGAGGAGAACCCAGACAGCCUCAUGAAUCAGGAAGUUUUAACACCUGGGCAACUUCUACUUAUGUUUCUAAAGGAAAAGAUGGAGUCUUGGUUAGGUUCAGCAAAACUAAAUCUUGACAAAAAAUCCCAGAAGACAGCUGUUGUUCUUUCCUCUGAAGUCAUUAUGAAAAUAUUAUCAUCAACAUCAGACCUCACAAAACCAUGUGAAUAUUUGCUGGCCACAGGCAAUCUGCGCUCUAAAACAGGUCUUGGUAUGCUGCAGGCUUCUGGUCUAGCUGUUGUGGCUGACAAGUUAAACUUUAUUCGGUAUUUGUCCCACUUCCGCUGCGUACACAGAGGUGCCGCCUUUGCCAAAAUGAGAACAACCAGCGUAAGACGCCUGCUACCUGAAUCCUGGGGGUUCUUAUGCCCUGUGCACACACCUGAUGGCGAGCCUUGUGGAUUGAUGAAUCACAUGACAGCAGCUUGUGAGAUUGUGACACAGACGUCAUUCAGUACUUCCUUAUUACCUCUUCUCUGCUCUCUAGGUGUUACACCAGUGGAUGGUAUUCCGGGAAAGCCUUUUGUUGACUGCUACCAAGUAAUGUUCGAUGGCUCCAUGGUCGGUUGGAUAGAAAAAGACAUGGCUCCUAUCCUUGUCAGCACUCUACGACGUUUUAAGGUAACACAAGAACGUAAAAUACCACCCUGGACUGAGAUUGUGCUCAUUCCAAUGACUGGUAAAGCAAGCUUGUACCCAGGGCUCUAUAUUUUUACCUCUCCCUGCCGGAUGGUGCGUCCAGUCAGAAACUUGGCACUGGGAAAAGAAGAGCUGAUCGGUACUUUGGAACAGGUUUUCAUGAACGUGGCUAUAUAUGAGGGAGAAAUUGUGCCUGGAGUUACCACUCACCAGGAGCUCUUUCCACACAGUAUGAUGAGUGUGGUAGCAAACUUCAUCCCUUAUUCAGACCACAACCAGAGCCCCAGGAAUAUGUACCAGUGCCAGAUGGGAAAACAAACAAUGGGGUUUCCUCUUAUGACUUUCCAGGACCGCUCUGAUAAUAAGCUGUAUCGUCUUCAAACCCCUCAGAGCCCACUUGUACGACCAUCAAUGUACGAUUACUAUGAGAUGGAUAACUAUCCCAUUGGCACAAAUGCUAUUGUAGCAGUCAUUUCCUAUACAGGUUAUGACAUGGAGGAUGCUAUGAUAUUAAACAAGUCUUCGUGGGAAAGAGGAUUUGCCCAUGGAAGUGUCUACAAGACAGAUUUUAUUGACCUCUCUAAAAAAAUUAAAGAUGGAGAAGACAGUUUAGUUUUUGGGACCAAAGCGGAUGAUGAAAGAGCGAAGGACAAACUAGACGAGGAUGGCCUUCCCCCAGUAGGCUCUGUGCUGCAGUACGGAGAUCCGUACUAUGGAUAUCUCAACCUGAAUACGGGGGAAAACUUUGUCAUCUAUUACAAGAGCAAAGAGAACUGUAUUGUUGAUAACAUCAAAGUGUGCAGCAAUGACAUUGGCCUUGGAAGAUUUAAGUGUGUCUGCAUCACCAUGAGAGUUCCCCGCAAUCCCACUAUUGGAGAUAAGUUUGCAAGCCGGCAUGGCCAGAAGGGUAUUCUUAGUAGGCUGUGGCCAGCUGAGGAUAUGCCAUUUACGGAGAGUGGGAUGGUUCCAGACAUUUUGUUCAAUCCACAUGGUUUCCCAUCCAGAAUGACCAUCGGGAUGCUGAUUGAGAGCAUGGCGGGCAAGUCUGCGGCACUGCAUGGGCUUUGCCAUGAUGCUACGCCUUUUACUUUCUCCGAAGAGAACUCUGCUCUAGAAUAUUUUGGUGAGAUGCUGAAAGCUGGUGGUUACAAUUUCUAUGGCACGGAGAGACUCUACAGUGGCAUUAGUGGCUUGGAGUUGGAGGCAGACAUUUUCAUUGGUGUUGUAUAUUACCAACGUCUGCGUCACAUGGUUUCAGACAAAUUCCAAGUCAGGACAACUGGGGCUAGGGACAAAGUGACGAAUCAGCCUGUAGGUGGCAGGAAUAUCCAAGGAGGCAUUCGUUUUGGAGAAAUGGAACGGGAUGCCCUACUGGCUCAUGGAACUUCCUUCCUGCUUCAUGACAGACUCUUCAAUUGUUCUGAUAGAUCAGUGGCACAUGUGUGUGUGGAAUGUGGUAGCUUACUGUCUCCUUUCCUUGAAAAGCCCCCUCCGUCCUGGUCAGCAAUGCGAAAUAGGCAACAUUACUGUGCAUUCUGUAAUCAAACAGAUACAAUUGACACUAUAUCUGUGCCUUAUGUGUUCCGCUAUUUUGUAGCAGAAUUGGCUGCCAUGAACAUUAAUGUGAAAUUGAAUGUGCACUAGUAUGCUGGUGUUUUGUCUUCUAAAUUAAGAGAGAUAUCAAUGUGCCUUCUGGAUUUGUGUCCCUGUGUAUAAAUAUUGCGAAUAACACCUUUUCACUUACUUGA